Messenger RNA from Striga asiatica, 960 nucleotides. The record is from the annotation of a GenBank genome assembly. Lineage: Eukaryota; Viridiplantae; Streptophyta; Magnoliopsida; Lamiales; Orobanchaceae.
AUGAACAAGAAUCAGAGUGCAGGUUCUGAAAGUAAAGGGGUCUCUAAGGAUAGAGUUGACAAAGCUGUCGCUCCUUUAUCUUCUGAGGAUAAGGAGUGUCACCCUGAGUCCUUAAUUCAGUUAGAAGAAAAUCUGGUGGAAAUUAAUGUGCAACCUCUAUCCAUGGGAAGAAGGGUUGUUCGCAGAAAGAAAGCCAGUUCUUCUAAGGGGUUGGCUUCUGAUAGUGGUAGGAAGGCUGAUAACAUGCUGGUUGACACUGUGGUUAACCAGGAGGGAGACAAGGGUAAGGGUGUGAUGAAGAGAGGAUUUGAGGUUUUGGUCCAGGAUGAGGCUGUUGAUGCACGUCUUGAGUGCAAAUAUAGCGACUCAAAAGGCCAAAAUAACACCACAGCAAGCUUCGCUGCUCACAUUCUCAUGGCAGCUCCACGGAUCCUUCUUUGCGGCGACGUCCUUGGCCGCCUCAACCAACUCUUCAAACGCGUUACCUCCGUGAACAAAUCGGCCGGGCCAUUCGACGCGCUGCUGUGCGUGGGUCAGUUCUUCCCGGACUCUCCGGAGGGCCUGGAGGAGUUCAAUGACUACAUUGAAGGCCGCUCCAAAAUCCCCAUUCCCACAUACUUUAUCGGCGAUUACGGCGUUGGGGCUGUAAAAGUACUGUCGGCGGCGGCCAAGGAGUCGGCUAAUCUAGGGUUUAAGAUGGAUGGAUUAAAAGUCUCUGAGAAUUUGUACUGGUUGAGGGGCAGCGGGAAGUUCCUGCUCCACGGUAAUUAACGCCCAAAGUUCAGUGUGUUUUGUUAAUGGGUUUUUCUUUUCCGGUUGCGUGUAGUCACCUCUAGUGCAGCUGUGAAAUCGUUUUCAACGAUAAUAUUAGUUCAUAUUUGGAGUGUGCAAGGUUGUAGCUGUUCAUUUACUGACUGAUUGUGUAUUCAUGAGUAAUGCGGUUAAUAAGUUGAUUUCAAG